UUCUUUCAUACAUCACUUGUGCAAAAUGAAAUUCUUGGUCGUCUUAGUCGCCCUCGCAGCCGCUGUGCUGGCCGAAGAGCCGAUCUUCAAGGACUACCAUCAGGAGAUCGGUGUGUCCUUAGCAGCUAAGAUCAAGGCUCGCGAAGAAGCCGCUGACUUCGACGGCUCCAGGAUCACCGGGGGCAAUGCUUCCGUCUUAGGAUCUCACCCGCACUUGGGUGGUCUAGUCAUCACACUCACCACCGGCCAGACCUCCGUCUGCGGCUCCUCCCUCCUGUCCAACACGCGCGCCGUCACCGCCGCCCACUGCUGGAGACACGGCAACAGCCAAGCUCGCCAGUUCGUCGUGGUCCUCGGCUCCACCCUCCUCUUCUCCGGCGGUGUCCGCGUCACCACCUCCAACGUCACUUUGCACGCUAACUACAACGAGUAUAAUUUGAACAAUGACAUUGCUAUCAUUACGCUUAGCUGGGUCACUUACACCAACGUCAUCCAGCCAAUUGGACUCCCCACUAGCCAGACUAACAACCUCUUCGUUGGCACAUGGGCUUGGGCUGCAGGAUUUGGGGCCACUGGUGAUAACAGCCCCAUCACCACCAGCCAGUUCCUGAGCGAGGUCUCCCUGCAAGUGAUCACCAACGCUGUGUGCGCCUCCACUUACAACAACUCUGUGGUCGUCAGCUCCGUCAUCUGCGUGAGCGGCCAGGGCCGCAGCACCUGCGGCGGGGACUCCGGCGGCUCCCUGUGGGUGUGGGUCGGCAGCGAGCGCAACCUGAUUGGUAUCACCUCCUUCGGUCACGCGAGCGGCUGCCAGCGCAACUUCCCCGCCGGCUUCGUCAGAGUCACUUCCUUCAUCUCCUGGAUCCAGGCUCGUCUUUGAGACAUCAAUGGCUUCGAUAUAUGACAAUGUCUGAUGUAAACUUAAUAACUAGUUAUUUUGUAUCUCAGUAAUUAAAUCACUACAUGUUAUAAA
This is a messenger RNA of Amyelois transitella, 973 nucleotides long. Its product is annotated as collagenase-like. The record is from RefSeq and is a predicted model, not a curated record. The transcript has 5 exons. Gene Ontology annotation, molecular function: serine-type endopeptidase activity. Gene Ontology annotation, biological process: proteolysis. Bases 26 to 880 code for a protein of 284 amino acids. Lineage: Eukaryota; Metazoa; Arthropoda; Insecta; Lepidoptera; Pyralidae.